AUGGCUGCAUCGUUCCCGAGGUCGUACACUGCGCAUUCGCGACACCCAUUCUUCGUUUCCGUACUAAUCUGGUCGUGGAUAUCGUUACUUUUCCAAGGCACAUUUGUGGUGGCGGAUACUAUUAAUGCUAAUAACGAUGAGUGGCAACUCCUAUGGAGCGAAGAGUUUGAUGGCGACAGUCUCGACGACACGUUUUGGAAUAUUCGAACGGGCUUUCUCGGCUUCAACUCGGAAUUCCAAACCUACACGGAUCAUCCCGAGAAUAUCCGUGUUCAAGAUGGCAAACUCCACAUUUCGGCCGUGCGCGACUCGUCGGCACAAGUGGGCUACACAUCGGGACGGGUCAAUACCAUGGACAAGAUGCAACUCAAAUUUGCCACCGUCGAAACAUCCAUCAAGAUUCCCGAUAUGAAAUUGGGACUGUGGCCGGCGUUUUGGACGCUCGGACAAGACUAUCCGCAGGUCGGAUGGCCGAAAGCGGGCGAACUGGACAUCAUGGAACUUGGGCAGAAGCAAGGAGGUGCGGCGGGUCUGGGCAACCAUCGUGUCAUUUCGGCUCUGCAUUGGGAUGCCAUGGGUCAGUACGUGUACGAAGAUGCCAUAUUGGAUGUCCCGUAUGAUCUGAGUCAAGGAUUUCACACAUACAAGAUGGAGUGGCAACCCGACUAUGUCGCCAUGUACAUCGAUGGACGACAAAUUGGGCGCUUCUCCAUUGGGAGCUGUUUUACGUUGUGGGAUUGCCCGGAACUCCAUCAGUUUCACUUUCUGGUUCUCAAUGUCGCUGUGGCCGGUCAAUUCACGUGCUGUGAGUAUGGCUUUGAGCCCAAUGCAUUUCCCAAUGGUACUGCAUGGACCAUGGAAGUGGAUUAUGUCCGAGUCUAUGGGAACGAACACACCGAGGUUAUAUUGCCGGAUGGAGUGACGAUUCAGACAAGGGCACCGUCACCAGCUCCAUCACCCAACCCAACCAAAAAGCCGACAACGUACAUCACUCUGUCCCCCGUAGCAUCAUCAAGACCACUAACGUCACCACCCACCAAAGCAACAACAUCCACGACAAGCCCUACAUCCAUUGCACCAACUGCGUUGCCCUCCUCCAUUGGCACAACCACACUCUCGCCUACUUUGCCUCUCGUUACUGGUACCCCCACCAGCGCUCCCAUUAUAAGUACACAAGUACCCACAACGAUGACCACGACAUCGACUAGCACCGCAGGUACCACCGUAGAAAUGACCACUGCUGCCCCGACGGAUCCAACCACCAACGAUGGAUCAUCAUCUCAGCAAGUGGUUACUGCUGCUCCUACCGAAACAAUCACCAUAAGUGGAUCACCAUCUCCACAAGUGGGCACUGCUGCUCCGACGGAACCAACCACCAACGAUGGAUCAUCAUCUCCACAAGUGGGCACUGCUUCUCCUAUUGACCCCACCACAAACGGUGGAUCGCCAUCUCCGCAAGUGAUUCUCACAAGCCAGCCUACAGCUUCCAGCACUGCAACGUCAAACACCGUAUCCAAAACCCAGCCAACUGAAGACAUGCUUGCGGACUUAAUAUUGCAAGACGACUACGACACUUUCACGACCGCCGCACCAAUGGUCACAUCUGCUCCCAGUGCUUUGGGUGGUACGAGCGUCACGUCCUCUCCAACUGCAGAGUCUACGUCGCAGCCCACAACACAAUCUACUAGUACAAGUCUCCGGACAGGAGACGAAGAUGCUACGACCACUACUACUACAGAUGAGGAAGACAAGGUAUCCAACAGCAAUGAUGGUGUUGAUACAACAACCUCGCAAAUUCAGAGCUCAGGAUUUUCCUGGUCGUCCUUCCAAUCAUGGAUUUGGGUUGUCAUUGCGGUGGCUGCAUUGGCAGAAGGUAGCUUUCAUCUUUAUUAG
Seminavis robusta is the source of this 1893-nucleotide messenger RNA. NCBI's taxonomy places the organism in Eukaryota, Bacillariophyta, Bacillariophyceae, Naviculales, Naviculaceae. The record is from the annotation of a GenBank genome assembly.